Messenger RNA from Mytilus californianus (California mussel), 1599 nucleotides. RefSeq lists its product as uncharacterized. Lineage: Eukaryota; Metazoa; Mollusca; Bivalvia; Mytilida; Mytilidae. The transcript has 9 exons. The coding region runs from base 10 to 1398 and encodes 462 amino acids. The record is from RefSeq and is a predicted model, not a curated record.
CAAUUUGCAAUGGCUUCUACUGGUAUGUUUGUUCUUAUCAUCUGGGUAAACGACGAUCCUAUCCAAGGCAACGUUGUGAAGGUUACAAACAUCGCUGAGCCACGCAAAGCCUUCAAUGAGUACAGUGUCGGUGAGACAGUAAAGUCAAAGUGCCCUGGUUUUCCUGGUGUACACAGCGGUGUUAUUGCAAAGAUUGGUUCUUUAGAAGAGAAGAAACAGCUAGAAGACAGUCUUAAAGGUGACCAGUUCAAUCAGCUUGUCAAGAAGUAUGUCAAAAAAGAUAAAGAGAAAAGAACAGAAAAGAUCCCUGACAAGACAUCUUCCAAAACUUCUGUAGUUGAGAAACCUGCAGUUCCUGCAAAAAAGCGCAAGACACAACAAGAAAAAUCAGCACCAAAACCAGUAGAGAAAAACCUUGAGACAGUUGCCAGAGAACUUGAAGUAACAGAGCUUCACCAGCAGCUUGAGGAAAACAGGUACUUACCAAUCAGCCAAGUUGUAAGAGAGUCGAUGGAUAUUUUGGUAUCGGAUUGUAGGCCUGGAACACCGGAGCGUGACGUUUGUAUUGACUGUACAGUUCUACAGGAGCAGGUACAGUCCAACACCAACCAGAUAUGUGGUCUACAAAACCAGCUUCAGUCCUUUAAUAGCCAGCUCCUUUCAACAAAGAGCCAACUGCAGUCUUCACAAAACCUCAACCAGAGCUUACAACAUCAACUUAGUAAUCUCCAAUAUUAUGUGCAGAUAAUGUGGAGUAAGAAUCAGGGUUGGCAUAAUUCCUCAUGCAAUGAGCCUGGUACUAGCAAUAGAGGUGAGAGUAGCUAUCAACAAAAUAGUAACAACAACCAACAGAUAUCAACAACUCAGUCAUCUACUACUCAGUCAUCAACUACUCAGUCAUCAACUACUCGGUUAUCAUCAACUCAGUCAACUGACCAUCAAUUAUCUUCAAUCUCAAACCAGCAGACAUCUUCAAACAGUAUUGCAUUGGCCACAUCACAUGAUGAAACUCUUGACAUCAGUAUUCCAGAUGGUACAACACAUAUAGAAUCUGCCAAUUCAUCAUUUAUUCAGGAUACAGCAGCCUCUUCCACAGUUGCCUUUUACAACAACUACACACAGGAAAUCUUAGAAGCCAAGGUUUCGAAAUUAAAAAACUAUAGUAAAUGUGCAAAGGUAUUACUGAGACUGCUAUACAGUGACCAGGAGCGCCAGGGGAGAAGUAUAUCUGGUGUUGCUGCUAAUUCUAAGUAUGAGGCCAAACCAGCCCUACAACACCCUAACAGAAUUCAGGUUAUUUAUGAUAUCAUAUUCAAGAAGUGGCCCAAUGUGUCCAAAAAGGAUAUCAACGGCAAGCUAGCAGAAUGCCUAAAACCAAGUGCCAGCAUUGCCAAGUAAUCCAGUUUGGAAGGAAAAAAAUGAUUUUGUUUCCAUGGUUGAUGAUCAAACUGUCUUUUUCAAAUAGUGCGAUUGAUGAUUAAACUGUCUUUUUCAAAUAGUGCAUUACUUUGUAGACAUAUAUUUAUUCAUAGUACUUGACAUGUAUAAGUCAUUUUCAAAUGUAUGGUAAAAUAGAGCUUCCCUUUUAGUAAUUUCUUA